Molecule: messenger RNA, 1203 nt
Organism: Lasiosphaeria miniovina
Lineage: Eukaryota; Fungi; Ascomycota; Sordariomycetes; Sordariales; Lasiosphaeriaceae
Product: WD40-repeat-containing domain protein
Exons: 3
Coding region: 1-1203 (400 amino acids)
Biological process (GO): Arp2/3 complex-mediated actin nucleation
Cellular component (GO): actin cytoskeleton; Arp2/3 protein complex
Molecular function (GO): actin filament binding
Source: RefSeq, a predicted model, not a curated record
AUGGCCGCCCCUGAAGUCCACCAUCUUUUCCACAACCCGAUUGCGGACCAUUCGUUCUCGGCGGAUCGCAAGACAUUGGCAAUCGCGCGCGACACCACUGUCGAGCUCUACUCCAAGGUCGGCAGCGCCUUCAAGCUCAAGGAUGAGCUCAAGGGCCACGAUAAGACCGUAACCAGCGUCGACAUUGCGCCCAACUCGGGCCGCAUCGUCUCGUGCUCCCAGGGCAAGUCAACUCCGGUGGCCCGGAACCGGCACGGCGUGGUCUUGGGGGGCUCGGCCGGGCCGGACUGGGCCGGGCUGGGCCAGGCUGGCGUUGCACUAACACGGAUGGCAGAUCGCAACGCCCUCGUCUGGGAACCCUCCCCACAGGGAUACAAACCGACUCUUGUUCUCCUGCGCAUCAACCGGGCGGCCACGUUUGUUCGUUGGUCGCCGUCCGAGACCAAGUUCGCCGUCGGUUCUGGAGAUAGGCUCAUCGCUGUCUGCUACUUCGAGGAGGAGAAUGACUGGUGGGUUUCGAAGCAUUUGAAGAAGCCGAUCCGCAGCACUGUAACCACGGUGGCCUGGCAUCCCAACUCGGUUCUCCUCGCCGCUGGUUCUACGGAUGCCCACGCCCGUGUUUUCUCAAGCUUUGUCAAGGGCGUCGACUCGCGGCCCGAGCCUGGCGUGUGGGGCGAGAGGUUACCCUUCAACACUGUUUGCGGCGAGUACCUAAACAACUCGGCCGGCUGGGUGCAUGCCGUGGCCUUCUCCCCAAGUGGCGAUGCGCUGGCGUUUGCGGCCCAUGAUAGCAGCAUCACGGUCGUCUACCCAAGCGGGCCGGAUCAGCCGCCCAAGGCCGUGAUCAGCAUCAACACGCAGCUCCUGCCAUUUAUGAGCCUGAUCUGGAAUGGAGAGGCCGAGAUCGUUGCUGCCGGAUAUGACUGCGAGGCCUUCCGGUUCAAGGGGGGUUUGAAUGGCUGGGUGCUGAGCGGAACGCUCGAGUCCAAGGGCAGGCCCGGUCUGGGCGAGGGUCGCGAGGAGUCGGCCCUGAACAUGUUCCGACAGAUGGACCUGAAGGGGAAGGUUAAGGACGAUACGCAAUUGAAAACGGUCCAUCAGAACACAAUCACCACGCUCCGUCCAUAUGAAACCUCUGGUGGUUCGGUGAGGAAGUUUACAUCAAGCGGCGUUGACGGAAGAAUCGUCAUCUGGCACACUUAG